AUGAUGUCAAGACAUAUUAUGGAUUUAACAAACGAAAGUAUCAAUUCUACUAGUACAACUAAUGAUAAAGAUCAAUAUGGAAAUUUUGAUGUAUUCAAUGAAUAUCUUCAGGAUGGACAUGAUGAUGAUGAUGAUGAUGACAUUCAAAUCAUUGGUGUAUUUGAUCGAUCAGUUAUGAAUACAAAGAAAAAUCGAAAAACAGACAAGUAUCAUUCAACUAUCAAAUCAAAAGAGAAAAGAUCUAAUAAACAUAUUCAAGAACAAUCGUCAAUUCUUUCUCCAUCAACAAAAUUAACUCUUAUGAAAUUACUUCGAAUAGAUUUCAAUGAAAUUCCUUCCUAUCUAUCCAAGAUAAAUCAAUCAUUUGAUAAAAAAAUUCAUUCUAUAUUACCAACAACCAAUAAUCUAGAACAACUACGAUCUAUUGCUAUAUUAAUGUAUAAAAUAAUAUGUAUCGACAUGAUACGUUCUCUUUGGAUCGUUUAUAAAAAAGCAGGUAUGGGUGAAUUACAAACAAACUUACCAUCAAUAAAUCAAUUAAAUAGAAAAAUCUGGCCAAAAGAAAUUCUAUUAUUACUAAAUGAAAAUCAAAUUGUUGAUAUAAAUCAAGAUAAUGCUUGUUCAACCUUGGUAAAUCAUGGUCUAUGUCAAUUGAAUGAUGAAAGUGAAGGUUAUCUCCGUGAACUAAGUUUAAAUACAACAAAAAUAUCCGAUUAUACACCUAAUAUAGAAUAUAUUAUUGAUAAAUUUGUUGAACAAGGACUUAUUGGUUUACGUAUAGAGAUCGAUUGUCAAAUUGCUCUAGUUGAACAUGAUUAUAUAGAUGAAAUACUCAAACAACAAUAUUUAGAACAAAAUCCAACUAGUACACAGAUUGAAUCCGUAGAAUAUCUUUGUGAACUUAAAUCUAAUCAUGAGACAAAAAAAUAUGAAUUAAAUUUAUUGAAAGAUAAAAUGCCAACCUAUCUAUCAGCUCAUUCAUUCGAUAGUCGAUCAAUAAUAGAAUCACCAUUAAUCAAUACUAUUCGAAAUCCUAGUCUUCGACAACAAUUAUACAUGCAAUAUAAAAAUCUUAUGGAACAAAUACAAAGUAAAAUGUUAAAUGUUUAUCUCGAAUCUAUCGAACAACAAGCGUCUGACUAUCAAAUGAAGUUCAGUAAAGAAAUAACUAAACUAUGGGGAAUAAAUAAAACUCUUCCACAAAAUCAACAAUUAACUUCAAUUGUACAAAAACUUAUUGACCAACGUUUAUUAAAUAUUAUUUCGCGUACUAAAUAUAUAUACGAAUUUAAAAAAGAAUUAUUUAAUGUUAAAGAAAAUCAUCAUUAA
Messenger RNA from Adineta steineri, 1329 nucleotides. NCBI's taxonomy places the organism in Eukaryota, Metazoa, Rotifera, Eurotatoria, Adinetida, Adinetidae. The record is from the annotation of a GenBank genome assembly.